AACGAGCCGGAGCCCAAGCCGAACCCGGAAGCACUCUUGACAAAGCUCCAAACCCUUGACGAGACGGCGUUGACUGAGAUUCUGAAGCAAGGAAUCAAUGCCAGGCAGUGCGUUCUCAAGGCAAAGAAGGUGCUUUUCAUUCCGGCUGGAUGGUUGGUGGUGGAGGCUGCUGUGCCCCAAGGGGAGCACAUCUACGGGCUUCGCAAGAAUGUGUUUCUGAAGUCCAGCGCAAACAAGUAUGAAGAGGGCAUCAAGAUCACCCAGGCAUCCGGCAACUCCGAGUCUGCCUGUGAGCGAAUGCGCAAAGUUCUGGAGAUCUUGAAGAAGUGA
Messenger RNA from Symbiodinium natans, 330 nucleotides. The record is from the annotation of a GenBank genome assembly. Lineage: Eukaryota; Dinophyceae; Suessiales; Symbiodiniaceae.